AUGGACAUUGAAAUUUGAAAAAGUUCAGCAGUCUCGAAAAAAUGAGCGCAAAAAAGCUACACUUAACCUUCUUUACUAAACCAGUAAAUUGACUUGUUGCGAUGCAGUCGAUCCAAGCUCUACAACCCUCUGGUCAAAGGAACAAAGCUAUACCGCCUGACCCGAAAAAAAUCAAACUCAAGUUUGAUUAUAUACCUAGUCCAGAUGGCAUUGAUUUAAAUCUACUCGUUUUAUUACACGGUUUAGGUACUAUGACUUGAAGCGAUUCUUGAUUAGAAAGGGAUAGCACAACUGACACAAUAAAGGUUAGCGUAGGUGAUUCAAAAACACCCUUUACAAAGCUUGGUCAACAGUUGAAAUACCCGCAAACAGCCAUUUUAUCAAUUCAAGCGCCUGAGCCAGUACCUUACAUGGAAGAAUGUAACCAAUGGUUUCCCAGCUUUGAUAUAAUGACUGGGUAUUUAUUGCCAGCAGGAAACCCUAUGCGGAUGAAGGGAUUGAAACGGACACGUGCACUAAUGGAAGAAUUAAUAGAUCAUCUUAUCCAUCAUAGUGGAUUCAACUCUUCCAACAUCUUUUUCUUUGGCUUUUCACAAGGAGGCACAGUUGCUUUGGAUACAUUGCUAUUCAGUAGACAUAAGGGUUUGGGAGGUGUUGUUAGUAUUAGCGGAUAUUUAUUAGAAGAGCAAGAAGAGCACACAGAAAAAGAAAAGUAUGGAGGGUAUAUACUGAUCACCCAAGGUGAAAAAGAUCAAACGAUAGGCGACAAGUCUACAGCAGAGAAAAGAUUUAAAGCUGUUGAAAAAUUCUGUAAGCCUUCAGCUAAAGUAUCUCAAGUUUUCAUCACAAACAAGGAUCACAUAAUGCCAAAAUCAGAAAGUGAAUGGAGAGUGAUCCAUACUUUCUUUGGAAAAUAUAUGCCUAGAAGAAACCUACAAUUGGAAAAUAUGUCGGAUGUUUAUCUAGUGGAUAAUUCUUAGUGUAGUCAAUCAUGCAGAAAAAAGCAAUAAGCAUGGGAACUGUUUGGACAUGAAAGCUGACGUCGACUGGCGUAAGCUCAUCUUACUGCAAAGUGUAGUGGCGUCCCUCUCAUUCCUGACUAAAAGUUGCACAACCCUUUGAAUGCUGUAACUAAUAUUGUCUUGUUUGAGUACUGCAGCUCCUUAUUAAGCACUGUAUUAUCUAUAACAAUAAAGAGCAAAGUUUUAUGAAUUAUGAAAGACAUAGAAUGGAAAGUGGACGAGAAGAAACACGCCUAAAGUAUAAGGGAAAAGACAGCGAAGUUGCACCAUCAUCGUUUUGUAUGAAGAGGAAUGCAGUCAGUAUAUUUGAUUGGUCUACUGCAGGUUUGAUUCAUGCCCACUUAUUCGUGUCAUAAAAACAAUCUAGAAA
Mycotypha africana is the source of this 1392-nucleotide messenger RNA. RefSeq lists its product as uncharacterized. Gene Ontology annotation, biological process: protein depalmitoylation. Bases 411 to 980 code for a protein of 189 amino acids. The record is from RefSeq and is a predicted model, not a curated record. Gene Ontology annotation, cellular component: cytoplasm. Gene Ontology annotation, molecular function: palmitoyl-(protein) hydrolase activity; carboxylic ester hydrolase activity. The transcript has 3 exons. NCBI's taxonomy places the organism in Eukaryota, Fungi, Mucoromycota, Mucoromycetes, Mucorales, Mycotyphaceae.